Messenger RNA from Kluyveromyces lactis, 1962 nucleotides. It is a transcript of the gene LAS17, whose product is annotated as actin-binding protein LAS17. Lineage: Eukaryota; Fungi; Ascomycota; Saccharomycetes; Saccharomycetales; Saccharomycetaceae. The transcript has a single exon. Bases 1 to 1962 code for a protein of 653 amino acids. The record is from RefSeq and is a predicted model, not a curated record. Gene Ontology annotation, molecular function: actin binding.
AUGGGAGGCUUGAAUUCUGCUGAGAAAGAAAAGGUUAAACAUGCUUUGCCCAAGGCUUCUAACAAGAUUAUAGAUGUUACUAUCGCUAGGUUAUACAUUGCAUACCCUAAUCCAGAGAAAUGGGUUUAUACUGGCUUAUCUGGUGCCAUUGCAUUGGUGGACGAUAUCGUUGGUAAUACUUUCUUUUUGAAGUUGAUCGACGUGCAUGGGCAUCGAGGUGUUCUCUGGGAUCAAGAAUUGUACGUGAACUUUCAAUAUAACCAGGAUCGUACUUUCUUUCAUACCUUUGAAUUAGAACAAUGUAACGCCGGGUUGUUAUUCACCGAUAUUGGCGAUGCUUCACAUUUUUUGAAACGAGUACAGAAACGGGAGAAAUACGCGUCCAAGAAGACCUUGGCCAACAAGAAUGCAAUUGCAUUAGAGGACCAAAUUAAGAAAGAGGAAGAGAGUAAAGUGAUCCAUGGUCCAAGAGGCGAAUCCUUGAUCAGUGACCAAAGGGUCAGAUAUAGAUAUGAACCGGAAAAGCACGAGCACCGCCAGGAACACCAUUACGAGCAGCCCAGCCAGAAUUAUGCUUCAACUGAAAACUCAGCUUCAGAUGCAAGUGCCGCUCCUCCUUCUUUUGCCUCGAAACCACCGCCACCGCCUGUCGAGAAACAACCUCCUCCUCCUGUGAGCAUCCCAUCUUAUAAGUACGACUCUAUUCCAUCAUUCCCAAGCUCUCCUGCACCUCCAUCGGUUUCCUCUACUCAUUCUCCUACCCCGGAUUCAUCCUAUGCAUCAACACCAGCACCAAGUAAUCCUCCUCCACCAAUAAACCACCCGGUACAUGCAGUUCCUCCUCCUUUACCAGCAGAACAAUAUCGUCCACUGGCUCAGUCACCUCAUCCGCAAUUCCAGCAGCAGCAUAAUUCUCCUUCACCUGCAGCACCUCCUUCGAUUCCGCCUAUGCAGCAAAGCGUUGCAAUCCCUCCUCCACCUUCCCAUCCAGCUCAACAACAAAACGUCACUAAUAACAACACUCCUCAGUUUGGACAAUAUUCUGUUGCUGGUCUGCAACCACCUCCGAGACCAACUUCAACGAGACCUGGUAUUGCUCCUCCAGUUUCGAGGCGUGGUCCGGUACCACCUCCCCCUCCAAGACGCUCAGCUGCUCCGCCGUCCAUUCCUUCAAGAGGUCCUCUACCUAAUGCUCCAACUGGCGGUCAGCAUAGUCGUACUGGAAGAGGGCCUCCACCACCACCACCACCUAGACGUGGUGGCCAGGCUCCUUCUCCACCUGCAAGCAGAGGUACAACUCAUAACUCAGCCAUCGGCCCUCCCCAGCCCCAGCUUCCACCACAAAUGCAAUCUCCUCCUCUUCAACAGCAUAAUACCUACAAUGCAGCGCCUCCUGUUCAGCAAUAUCAACCACCACAGCAAACCGCAUACAUUCCGCCUCCCCCUGUCUUACCACCCCACUCAGGUGUAAGCACUCAGUAUCACCCAUCGACCGAGCCUAUGUUAGCCCAACCCCAGCAUCAUAUAGCGGUACCUAAUGGCACUGCACCUCCCCCAGCACCUCCUGCCCCUCCGGCACCUUUUGCUCCACAGAUAACGAACUCAGCGCCCGCACCACCACCACCUCCUCCUCCUCCUCCAGCCCCUGCAUUUAAUCAACCUGAAGCAGGAUCUGGUUUUGUUGAAAAUACUGGUGAUGCUGGAAGGGAUGCCUUAUUAGCAUCGAUUCGUGGAGCUGGUCUGAAUUCCCUCCGUAAGGUGGAUAAAUCUCAACUUGAAAAGCCAAGUCCUUUGUUACAAGAAGUUCGUAGUGAUGCGCCGGUAUCUCAACCCACAGGCGGGUCAACUGGCGGACCUGUUGGUGCUCCUGCGUCCUUGGCUGAUGCCCUAGCUGCGGCUUUAAACCAAAGAAAGAAUAAAGUUGCUCGUGACGAUGAUAUAGACAACGGUGAUGAUUGGUGA